This is a messenger RNA of Homalodisca vitripennis (glassy-winged sharpshooter), 3939 nucleotides long. RefSeq lists its product as uncharacterized. The record is from RefSeq and is a predicted model, not a curated record. Gene Ontology annotation, cellular component: extracellular region. The transcript has 6 exons. NCBI's taxonomy places the organism in Eukaryota, Metazoa, Arthropoda, Insecta, Hemiptera, Cicadellidae. Gene Ontology annotation, molecular function: chitin binding. Bases 196 to 1548 code for a protein of 450 amino acids.
ACUCCAAUUUGAAUGAGUACUUGUACACGAUGAUUAGCAGACGCCGUGACACCCCACGCCGCACCUUGCUGGCCAGAGGCGGCCCAGGACCGUUACUGGGUCGACAGAGGCGGCACAGUCGCCUAGUCACUAGUCAGUUCAGUUGUGUUCCUUCGCGGGUGUAGUGCGGUGCAUGUGCGUACGUGAGGCAGAGAUAUGCGGUGGCAACUCGUCCUGGCGCUCCUUCUGGGGCUGACGAGCCGAGUUUGUCAAAGCACAUGUGUUUUCGAAUCAGACUUUGGUUUCACGUUAAACUGUGCUUUUAAAAAAUCUGGAAUAUUCCGAGUGAGAAAUCUUGGCGGGGUCAAAGGAUACGUCGGACUCGGGUUCAGUGUUGGCGAUGAACUCGGAUUCCGGCAAUCACUGUCGACUCUGGAGAGCAAUCGGCGGCGGUCCACGGACACUCAGGCUGCUCCCAACAUCGUCACCGCCGACAGCGCAGAGAUAGCAAAAACAAAUGCGGAGGGCCGCAUGCACAACGGAAGGGUGAAAGGUCUGCAAGGGUCUCGAGUAGUGCCGCCAUUCAGACCACUGCCCCCCGCUUCACCGAGCGCUGUGCGAGCGAGUGCCGCAAUCCACAACAUGCGCGCCCCUUCGCUCUCCCAACAGCCUGUGGUAGUGGUUCCUGCCUUCCAGGCAUUGCCUCAGUCCAUCGUGCAGGCAGCCAACUCCCCCAUGGCUCCUCGACAACCCGCCCCGCAGGCCUUCCAGAGUGCCUUACAGAUGGCAAACAGACGUUUCCAGGUUGUUGUGCCCGAUAUGCCGUCCUCAAAUGCUCUACCAUCAAGCAUGGCAAAGCCAGAAAAUGCUGUGCCUGAGAACACAUUGACAGUGCGCACCCUCCAGUCACCCCCGCCACAGAGCAAACCUACCGUGAUUUCCACAGUUGACAUCCACGCGCCUAACCCCAUGUUGUUGGGGCACUCAAUCUCCAGCUUGGCUCAGGCGUCCAACAUCAGUGUGGAGACACUAGCAGCUGCCAUCAAGUUAAAGCAGGAGCAGCUGCGGGUAUCCAUCACCACCACCACGACCACGACCACAACCAGCACGACACCACAACCCGUCGUGACCAGACCGUCGACCGUCAAGCCCCGCUAUUCGCUCGCGGGCCCCAGCAAAGUCAUGAAUGCCCCCAAAGAGUAUUACCCUGUGGCCUACGAUAAGAACUACGACGACAACUUCACGUCCAAGGUAGAGUUGCCUGACACCUCCUUCAGCUGUGGCGACCAGAAGCAUUUCCCUGGCCUCUAUGCUGACGAGGACCUGGGAUGCAUGGUAUUCCACGUGUGUGCGUUCACAGACGAUGGUCUGGUGAUGAAGAGUUUCCUGUGCCCAGAGUCCACGCUGUUCGACCAGACUAUCCUCAAGUGCAACUGGUGGUUCUACGUGGACUGUAAAUCCUCUCGCAAGCUUUACGACAGCAACAUCCCCAUCUCCAAGAGCUAUCAACUGAUGAAAGCUCUGGCAUUCUUCUCCACCUAUCGCAACCAGACCGCCAACGCUACGUGAGCCUGCGCCUGAGCGACUCUAAGCCGUCUUGUGAUAAAACCUCACGAAUGAUUCCUUACACUUGCUCCUAUGGAGAAAAUCAAUUCAUAAGGACGGAUCGGGCGAAAAAAUUACAAGUCCCGCAACACUGUGCAAGUAGCAAGUCUUAUCUUCAUUUCCAUACUUUCAAAAACCAUUAUUGUGAAUCCUCGGCCAACUGACUCUUCCCCCACCUCAUCUAGUGUAACCGAUAAGUUGUACAUAGAGUUUCAUUCCUGCAAAGAGUAAGCUGUUAAUAGGAACAUGCAGUGUUGACACAGUUAGUUAUCACGUCCAGUCCUCUCUCUACAUAUCAUAGUAUUAUAUAUACAUAUAUAAAUCCUGUAUUAUAAGUUUUAACUGUUUAUUGCUACUCAGUUGAGCCCUAUUCAAAGUAAGUCAGCCAUUUUACUAUUUAAUGAUUUGUAGUUUGAAGUAAAAAGUUAUUGUACAUUUGAUUCCUUGGAUGUCUUCAAUAUUUAUUUAUUACAUAGGUCCCGAAUACUUUCUUUUAUACAUAUACAUUAUAAUUUAUUUUCGAAGUUAACAGUAAAAUUAUAUCCAAAUUAUAAUACAAAUAACUAAUUCAUUGACUGUCGUAUUUACUUAAACUAUUAUAAAAUUCGUUACCUAAUAUUGGAAACAAGAAAAAUGUACUUUUCAACAAUUCCAGAAAUUAAUAAACUAAAAUAUCAUUAAUAAAUAACUUUAAAUUAAUAUUUCUGUCAAUAUUUUUUACAUAUUUAAUGAAACCUUAAUACAAUAUAUUUAGUUUAUGUAUUAUAGUUAACAAGGAAUGUUGAUAUACAGUGUCCCGUAACUCUCUGGAAAAAGAUACACCACGUUAUUGCUCAGGUCAAGUCGAAUACAUUUCACCAUAUAAACAUGGGUCUACGAUGCUUAGUUUCCCAUCUGUCUGUCUGUAUGUGUUUUACGACCUUUAAUAUUUACAAAAUUGGUGGCCAUUACAACUGUGUAACUUUGAUUAUCUUGAAAACCAGCAAUGUUUCUCAACACCAAAUUUAUUAAAUCUAAUAAAUGAUCGAUUUAGAGCAGAUUUACUGUGAUAAAACAUGGCCCACAUUGAAGUUCACAGCGAAUAGCCAACAAUACAAAAACUGUAUAAACGGCAGCUCCAUAAUGUCUAAUGACUUUUGAUACUUUUUACGCAUUAUGAUCAAAAAAAUACACACAUUUCAGGCUUACUUAAUGAUAGUGUAGCGUCAAAUAUUUAAUCUCCAAUUAAUUUAUUUUAAGGUCUGUUUCAUAGGAUUUAAUUCUUUACUAAAAUUAAGCCACACAAUAAUCAGCUGUAUUUCCCAUUAAACAGCUGAUUUUUGCUAUUUCCAAUAAAUUAUAAAAACGUUGUUUCUGAACAUUGCUGUAAGAUUGGGCUAGUUGUUUAUUGUAAAUAACUAGUUGCUUAUUAGACAACAGUUAACUUAGAUAAAGUAACCUUUAUUUCGUUCUUUUAAUAGUUAAAUAAGAAGUUUAUUUGUAUAUGUUACUGUUCAUAAAGAUGUUUGUUUCUGUUAAUACAUUUAUUGCAAUACCACUAUUACUUUUUUAUUUAUUUACAUAAAAAUAAAGUUGCUUACUAACCUUAAAAUAAACGACCUCGGAUCUAAGUGCAAUAGUCAUAAGAUAUUCUGGAUCUGCUCUUUAUUACAUUUGUAUUGUUGGCUAUUCGCUGAGAACCUCAAUUGUUACAGUAUAUGCUCAAAUCAGUUUUUUAUCAUUCGGUUUAAACAAAUUUUAUACUAUUAGAUUUGUGAUCAAAUCAUCUAAAAAUGUUAUUCUUAUAAUACGUAAGAACAAUAUUGUUGGUUUUGAAGAUAUUUAAAGUUAAAAAGUUGUAAGGCCCACCAUUUUGAAAAUAUUGAAGAUAAUAUCAUAUUUUUCAGUUACUAAUCUUGUUAUUAUAAACAUUUGACCAAAUUUUGGUAUAAUUUAAUUUAUUAAUUUAAAAAUAUUACUUUUUUAAACAAGAAACAUAUACAGACAGGCAGAUGGGCACUAAGCAUGCCCAUGUUUAUACGGUAUAAUGUAUUUGUCUUGACCUGAGAACUAACGUCAUAUACUUUUGUCCAGAGACGUACAGGACACCCUGUCUAACGAUGUAUAUUAUUAUUGUUUAAUUACAAUGAAGUGCUCAUUUAUAGGUUGUUCAAUGUGUCAAAUACUUGUAUUAUCGAAGUAUAGUAAUUUGUGUAAAUAUUGUACAUAGAUCUAAGAGUUUAACUAUUUUGCCCUAAUCUACGUGUACAGUGUACGAUAUAUUAUUGUUAUAUUGUUACGAUAAAAUAAUAGCUCAAUUAGUACUUGAGUUGUAUUAAUAUUAUUUUUAUAACAAUAAACAAUACCAAAUAGUUA